UCGACCGAGUCGUUCCGUCAUAAUCACUCCGGUAAAAGUAUGAGUUUCUGUCAGUCUUUUUGAAUUUAUUUUUCAUGUCUAUUGAAAUAAUUCGAUACCAACGAAAUAGUUUCCCAGGGAAAAUAAACGGGAAGACAAUGAAAAUGAAGCUAUCGAUAGCAUGAGGUCUCGUUCAUCGAGUCUAUGAUCGAUCGGAUGUGUUCCCGCGCUUUAUGUAGACCGGUUGACGAUCCGUUGUGAUGUUCAUGAAAGAAAGUGUUGUGAUAAAAUAAAAAGUGUUUCAAGUGUCUCGUGAAGUGCCAAAAAAAUAGACUAGGAUUAUUUCUCCCGGGGAAAGGAUGUCGAUUGGAGACAGUUCCAUCGACGAUAAUUUCGUCUUCGGGGAAGACAUGGAUAUGUCCAUUGUUUCCAAUUCGGAUAACUCGAGUAAAGAAGGGAAAGCAAGAGGGAUAAUCGAAGAGAAUCUAGGAACCUGCGGAAUAGCUGAUUUAGAGGAGAGAGUCCUGAAACCCGUGUGUCCCAUUCUCAAGGAGAAUCUGAUUGAAAUUAUUGACGAGAUCGAGAGCAAGCUGGGGCGGAGUAAGAGUGCACGAGUCUUCGAUGACCUCUUCAUCAAGUGUCAGAGUGCACUUGAACCCUGGAAUGAACUGAUGACUCACGUGGAGUUGCUGGGAAAGUCCCUUAACCCGGCGAGCUUGAAGAGUUUGAUCGAUAAUUUUCCGAAUGCAGUCAUCAGAGUCUCAGGACAUUGCAAGAGUAAUAGACACGUGUAUCCCAAAGAGCAAUUACCACCGCUUCUGUCCGACGUUUUCAGGAAGGCCUGCGGUCUCGUCAAGGUCUUCUGCAAUCUCGUCACCUCGAGGAUUAGCUUCUCACCUCAGGAUGAUCAAGCCGUUCUCAAGAGGAUCAUCUCGGAUGUCGGAGAGAUUGCGAGGCUGACGACUUACGAUCUCGUGACGAUGGGCCACGCCUGGAAGACUUUCACGAAGCUGACGAUCAUGCACAAGGACAUCCUCAUCCGCGAAGACUGCAUCGAUAACGUCAGGAGUCAUUUCAAGCAUUUAACCAUGAUCAUUAACUCUCUGUACAAUAAUAUUAUAAAAUCCUCAGUGGGUGUAUUCGAGAAACGAGCGAAGUGCACUGUCUUCCUUCUAUCCAUUCUGGAGCGUCUUCAGUCGGUCUUCUGCAAGGAUCAUCCUCUGAAGGACGACUUCAUCAGGAAAAUGAUGGAGAACUUGAUCAACUUGUCUGCAAACCACGUCAUGUGCACUGGGGCGAGGCUCGAGGACCAGAAGGAUCUUUAUAAAGCAAGAGCGAAAAUCAUCACUUCCAACCAUGUGGAAUCGAUAAUAAACUGCUACACGGACUCAGAUAUAUUCUGGAGAAUAUUCUUGGAGGAAUUUGAGGAAGUGAAGAAAAGAAAGGAUCUCAAAUACGCGAUGGGAUACCACUCGAUUGUCUUGUUGACGAGCCAGAAAUGGAAACCUGAAGAUCUGUUCUUUCAAAUAGCAAUUGAAAAUAUUAAUAAUCUCCAGGAGGAAGUGCUUGUUAGAUCCCUGGAUUUCCCAGUGCUGGAUGAUGAAGAUAAGAGUGUAUAUGAAAUGACGCUGUCAGCUCUGAUGAAUUUUUUAAUCAGGCGGAUCGAUGAUUUCAAGGUUUACGAGAGAAUGCUCCUGAAGAAUCUCAUGAGCGAGAGUUUGUGGCCCUCGCUGAUGGCCCAUGACGUUUUGCAGGGGAUUUAUAGGAUCUCCAGUGAGGAACUCCUGGUGAUUCACAUCCGCCAGUUCAUGGGGGCCUACGAGGUGCUGGAGGAACGAGGUGAUAGCCUCUCUGGCGUUAUCCUCGGAAGAUUGAUUCUUGAUAUUUAUGAGAGGCUUUCUACUGAGGGAAGGGAGACGGCAUUGAGGAAUUGUACUAGUCCGAGAAGUCUUCGGGUGAUACUAAAAAGUGGAUCAUCCGACGAUUCUAUCCGGGCCAGACAAAUGGCCUUGUACAGGAAAAUUACAGCUGUCGAGCCAGUCAAUAGUCUUCCAGAAGUUAUUGCGGAUUUACGUCGGCAGCCGACUGUUAAAAAUUGGAAUCGCAUGGUGGAGAUAUUAAAAUUGAUGGGAAUUGUGAAGGAAAUUACAAAUCGAACGAAUACGGAAAAACUCUGCGAAGUUUCUUCUCUGGUAAUGAAUGCUGUUGAAGACGCUACUGGAUGCAGGAAGAUUAUGCUGUUAGAUGUGAUUUUGCUGUUGUUCGAUUGUGCGGAGAUCAAUGCUGGGGAUCAGUCCUUUAAUUGGUCUUUGAUUUCGGUAUUAUUCUCGAGAGUGACACAUAAUUCAGACCUCCCCCUCGAUUUUCUGAUUAAAAUUUGUCAUUAUUUAACGAAAAAUGCGCAUCGAUUGAAUUCCACGAGUAAAGAGAACAUGCCAGUUCUAUCGAAUGUGUUCUGUUAUUUAUUGAAUCACAGGAAUGAUUUCGUUCGUCAGGAGGCACUCGAGGCCUACGAUCACAUCGUCGAAACGUGUGGUAAUGAUGAUUUAGUCGGGAAUAUAACCAGAGUAAUCGCACAGCAUCCUGAACUCCGAGACAUGGUCUCGGCGUACUUGAAAAAGCAAUUGCUGGUGGAAAUUCCUUGGAUCGAAUAUUUGAGAAGUCUGUCAAGGAAUACUCUACAGUUUUGUACGCUUCAUCCCCACCAGUGUCGGGAAGAAGAAGAAGAGAUUGAACACGAGGAGAAGAGAUUCAAAUCCGACCGCCAAGAUUUAGACGCAAAAGGAGAGAACAUUUACGAACAAUUGAAGCUGUUGUGUAAUGAAAAAAGUGAUCUAAGGCCUGAGAUACUCGAAAAAUUAAAAAAUGCCUGUCGAAGAUUUCUAACCGAAUGAAAUCCUUUUUUCAUUUCGUUAAUUUUCUAAUUUAAAAUCAAACGGUCUGAUAAAAUCAGGGGAAUAACGAACAAUUGGAAGUUUCAGGAUGUGACUAUUGGACCAAAUCAA
This is a messenger RNA of Fopius arisanus, 2984 nucleotides long. RefSeq lists its product as uncharacterized. The transcript is spliced from 4 exons. NCBI's taxonomy places the organism in Eukaryota, Metazoa, Arthropoda, Insecta, Hymenoptera, Braconidae. Bases 339 to 2873 code for a protein of 844 amino acids. The record is from RefSeq and is a predicted model, not a curated record.